CUUGAAUAUCUCAAAAUGACAACUAAUACCUCAUUCCAGAUCACUCUUGAGAUAAACCCCAAGCAUCAAGCUGUUGGGGGAGACUUGUCUUGAACCCAGGAUCCUAACCAUAUUCAACAUUGUAAUUCUACAAAAGGAGCUGUUAAGUUCUAUAAUUCUUCACUUCGAGAAAGUAGGGUGAGACAUAACAAGAACUUUUUCGCUUCACAUAAUGUAGGAGCUAAUUCAAAAGACCUCUAGGACUCACUAAUGAGAGCCAGAGUAAUAAAUACUAUUCGCAAAUUCCGGAGAGACAAGAUCUCUGGUACCACCAGAUUAUUACGUCAGAGUCUGAUGAAAGUGGAGAUGAAGCUUAUGGCCUUCUAGAGCCAAAAUCAGAAGUUUUGGUAAGAAAUAAGCAUACAAAAGGCUUAACCCCGAAAUACCCGAAAUAUUUAGCUGACUCAGAAAUAUAUGAGAAAAUGGAGAAUGCCUACAAUGGAAAUAGUUUCUCCAAUCCUAACACUCACCAAAAAUAUAGAGUAACUAAUAUUCCAAACAUUAAAGGAAAUACACCACUAAAAGCUGAUUGCUCGUGCAAAGAAAAACUGACUCUUCCAAUAGUGAGAAGAAUAGUCCCACUCAGCCAAGAAGAGAUAAAGGGCAAGAAAAAUGAGAUGAAGCAUCAAGCUCCAACGCUUGGAAGUUCAUGAAGUAAAGGAAAAAGGCAGUUUAGUGAUGAAAGAUAUCUCAGAACCAAUGAUGACUUGACCAUAAAUGACAGGAUUAAUAGGUCAAUGGGAAAUGAAUGAAACCUUACGCUCUCAACACCUAGUAUUGCUACUUGGAAUGAUAAGAUAAAUAAAUCCUCUUCUGGUCAGCUGCUAAACUCCUUUAAUACAUACAAGUAAGAUUAGAAAUGUGAAUUUUUAGGAAUAAAAGUAAGAAACUGAUCAGGGAAUAAUUAAAAUCUAGUUACCUCAGUUAGCUCGUACAAAAGUAUCAACUGUAAAUCAAUUGAGUUUCCUGAUAAUAAGACUCCUGUACGCAAGACUGAUAUAAAGCACAGGUUUUAAUAAGUAUGCAGUGAAAACAUUAAAGAAAAUCAUUAAUCCAGAGCUUAACCAUCAUGUAUCUAAAUUUCUACUAGAUAGGCAUAAGAAGUUAUCUUCAAACACAACUAAGGCUAAGAUGCACUUUCAGAAGAGGUGAAAGCAAGGAAGUCUGCAACCUCUGAGAGUGAGAAAGAGGCAUUAUUUCAUGUCGGAUUUGUUACAAAGACCUGGCUCGAAGCCUCAUAAGAUAAAUAUCA
Messenger RNA from Moneuplotes crassus, 1291 nucleotides. NCBI's taxonomy places the organism in Eukaryota, Ciliophora, Spirotrichea, Euplotida, Euplotidae. The record is from the annotation of a GenBank genome assembly.